Molecule: messenger RNA, 1392 nt
Organism: Entrophospora sp. SA101
Lineage: Eukaryota; Fungi; Glomeromycota; Glomeromycetes; Entrophosporales; Entrophosporaceae
Source: the annotation of a GenBank genome assembly
AUGAGAGAUUUUGAUAUUAUUAAAAAUAUAACAGAAAGUCGGGUAUUUUAUAUAUUAGUUGUAAUAAUAGUUUUAUGUGAAUUCUUAUAUACAUUUUAUACUAACCAAGAUCUCUUAAAACAACAACCUCCAACAACAUCAAGCGAGAUUUCUAAAUUUGUUUUACCACAAUUAUUAUUAAAUGCUAGACAACGACCUAGAGAUGAUUUUAUUGUUAAAGUAGAAAAUGUCGAGAAAAAUUGUGGAGACUGGCGAACAAUUCCGAUAAAAGAUUGUCUAAAGUAUCUUGAUAUAUACGAAACGAAUUAUAACCUACCAUAUGACAGGAUUGAAGGUGCAUUAAAACCACCAUCAUGUGUUAACGAUAAGGAUAAUACUGAUAAGCACGAGGCCGAUAAAAUUAUACAUGUAAAAAAUGGACAGCGAGAAACAUCUUUAUCAAAUAUUAUGCUUUUUCAUGUAUUUUGGAAAGGAAACAUAAGUGAUAAACUUGCGUUAAUGAUGAAGGCAUUUAUAUAUAGUCAACCACUCAAAUGUUCUAAACUUUAUGUCUGGAUACAGGCAGAUAAUGAACAAAAUUUAACGAGUAGUGAACAUAUGGAAUUGUUAACAAGCAAUGAAAAUAUGAAAUUGUUAACUAGAUUUAUACCACAUUAUAUUGAAUUGAAAAUUUGGGAUACAAAAACACAACUUUCUUCAAUUGAUUUAUUUAAUGGAUGGGAGAAUAUGCUUAAGGGUAAAAGAACUGUAUCAUUUAGUGACCUGGUAAGAUUUGUUGUACUUUACAAAUACGGUGGCAUGUAUGUAGAUGCAGAUGUAUUAUUAUUACGUGAUAUGAGGCCAUUUUAUCAUUCAAAUUUCGAAUUUUCUUAUCGUUGGAGCUACCUCGAUGAAUACAACACCGCUGUACUACGACUUUGGAAAAAUUCAGCUACUGCAACAGCGGUAAUAAAAGGUGCAAUGAAAAAUAAUCUAGAUUUUCAUCCAUUCAGGGUCAAAAAAUAUUUAUUAAAUGAUACUACAACAACAAAAGAACUCAAUGAAAAACUUUACAUGUUACCAGUUGGGUUGUUUGAUCCUUUGUGGUUGAGGAAUGAUGGUAGACAAAGCAGUUCAUUAUCACCAAAUCUUAAUAGAUUAGAUCAGGCAUUUGAGGCUGAUUUCGUUAAAGAUGAAUUUCCUGGUGUCAACCUAACAGAAAAAGUCACACCUCUGUCGCUUCGUAAAAUAGAAAAUUUCUUUCGUGGUUCUUAUGCCUAUCAUUGGCAUAAUCAUUGGAGUACAGUGAUCGAACCUUCAUCUUGGAUAGGUGUAAUACAGACAGCUUGUGAUCAAUUCAUAGAAGGAAAAAGAAGAAAUUUAUAUAAUGAAGUCAUUGUACCUCCUUUAUAA